CCCGCCUUUGCCCGCUUCCGGUCGUCGUCGUCGCCGCUGCUGCCGCUGCUGCUGCUGCUCAAGCUGCAGGCGGAGGCCGGAGGAUCGGGCGGCGGCGGCGGCGGCGGAUGAGAGGGCGGCGGCGGGAGCGAAGCGGGACGAAGGAGCUCGAGGAAACCUGAGAGGAACGAGCGGAGCGCGCUCAGCCCCGCCUGCUCUCCCGCGCGCCGGAGGAUCCGGAGUAGCCCGGGCCCCCAGCCGCCGCCGCCGCCGCCGCCGCCCGCCCGCCGGACAAAGCCCGAGAGCCUGCGCUCAGAGCCAUGUCCUCGUCCGCCGGCAGCGGCCACCUGCCCAGCCAGAGCCGUGCCAUCCCCACCCGCACGGUUCCCAUCAGCGACGCCGCGCAGCUACCUCACGACUAUUGCACCACGCCUGGGGGGACGCUCUUCUCCACCACACCGGGAGGAACCCGAAUCAUUUACGAUCGGAAGUUCCUGUUGGAUCGGCGCAAUUCUCCCAUGGCUCAGACUCCACCCUGCCACCUGCCCAACAUCCCAGGAGUCACCAGCCCUGGCACCUUAAUCGAAGACUCCAAAGUAGAAGUAAACAAUUUGAACAACUUGAACAAUCAUGAUAGGAAGCAUGCAGUUGGGGAUGAUGCCCAGUUUGAGAUGGACAUCUAACUGUCCUGCAAGGAUCAGAAGAGCAGCAGCAACGCUGAUACCCGUGUAAACCUGAUGCGGCCAAUAGGAUUAACAACGAAAACACAGAAGAGGCAGCACCAGCGGUCCCCAUGGCAGUCUCCACCUCCUCUUCCCCUGGUGCCAAACGAUGCGAAGAUGAGCUUCAUCUGACCAUUUCCUCGCUCUGGUUCCCCUUCCCAGUUAGAUUAGAUGGAAGACCCAUGGCAUGCUUCUGUAGAACUUAGCAGCUCACAAAGGAAAAGAGUUGAAUUCUGGCUUCUCUAAGUCAUUUUUGUGUUGAGAAACACACUGCCCCCCUCUCCCCCCUGAAAAAAAUUGUUUUAAUCCCAAAUCAAAUAUCGACCUACCAGCAAAUGCCAGCAGGGACGUCUGGGUUCAGCGUUGUGUUCUUACCCUGUGUCUCUCCUCCCUGUCUCUAGCCCAUGGUUCAGUGCUACGAGAGUCUGGGCUUAGGGUCUUCAAAACAAGAGGGAAAUAAACAAGAAGAGAGAUACUUUCUCUCUAACCCCAAGGUGAUUGUCCUUGGCCAGCACAGGUUGAGCAACUCUUUGUAGCACUACCCUGUGACUCUGUUCAAAGGUCUGCUUCCCCUCCCUCUCUGUCUUCGGUAUUAUAGUUCAUCUUCCCACUCCUCCUCUUAGCACUUGUGUACAAAAGAUUUUAAGCCCUCUGCGUGAGAAGGGUGUUGUGGAUAACCAGCUGUUCUUUCCUCUGCUUCCAUCAUGUUGCUUGCCGACCUGGUGUGCUCUGAGCAUCCAGGUGAUCUCGCUGCUCCCAGAGCAGGUCCAUGCCAGGUGACAGGUGUUUGGGAUAAGGCCUGAUCGGGUAUCCUGAAGAUGAUACUUAAGAAUGCAUUUGGAAGAGCAUUGACCCAUUUUUGUAGCUAGUCUCAGUGGUCAUUGUUUUUCAACCCAGUGAAUAUUGUAAAUUUUAUCUCAGGUUGCAGUUUUUUCUAUCUUGAGUUUAGAAAAGAACUAACCUUUUUUCCUUUGUGGACCUGCUUUAUUUGGCUGCUGAGAUAGACAAGCAUGGGCUUCAAAAUGUGUUCCUCCCAAUUUUCUUGCCUUUCCCAUUCCGAAUUUUUCCUUUCUUCUCCUCCCUCCCUCCAUCCCUCCCUCCCUCCCUCCUUCCUUUCCUUCCUCUUUCUCUCCCAGGCCAUUUUUCAAAUAUACAUCAAAGAUACCUCACGUGUUGGUAUCUGAUAAUAUCUGUCACUUCUCUUAUCUGAGGAGUGACGUUUUAUUUUUUAAAAUGACUACAGACCUAUUUUUAGAUAUGUUUUCAAUACAGUUUUGAACAGCAACUUUUUAAUCACAUCUUCCAGUGUCAGGAAGGUGAGAACUGUCUGUAGGCGAGUCUGCUGUCCCAUUUCACCAGCCUGCGUCUCCUGCCAGCUCUCUCUUCCCUCUAGUUUCGGGUGUGUGCGUUUGGCAUCCGUAGUGGGUGCUUUGUACAGCUGGACCGUUCUGCCUUGUCUUAGGUUGUACGUGAACACCUCCUCCUUUCCCCUUACCCUGUGCCCUGCCAUUCCUACCACCCCCCACCCCCCCCCCCCCCGCCCCCCCGCCGCCUGACUGUUGACUAGCACAGUAAUCCCAGGAACUGACUCCCUGCUCAGAAAGACUAAUGCCUCUGUCCCCUCAUAGAAAGACAAGUACCUUCUGAUGUCCUGGGAAUUUCUGUUUGGAUUCGAUGCCCUGAACCCUUGUAGUAAGAGAUCACAACUCAGGGUGAGAUAAUAGGCCAAUUGGCUAAGAAAGAAAGCUGUUUUUCUUUUGAACUAUGAAAAGAUUCUGUUUGCAAAUACAUUUUAGACAAGAGAGAGGGUGUCAGGGGGUCUUUGUUCUGUUUUCUGCUAUGAUGUGAAUAGUUCAGAGUAAGACCUUUUGUGAUGGUUGAUGUCUCUCAGGAAUAAGCUGGACCUCCAAAGUUUUGGAGGUGCUUUCAGCCUCAAAAAUUAAUGAUCAGAAAAGUACGUUAUGUUUAUUUGUUUACUGUGUCCCUAUUCUGAUUAUUAUUAAACUCCAAAUUUUGCUUUGCAUUCUCUUGGAAAAUCUCAAAUGGCACUGUAAUUUGCAUGAGAAGCUUGCUCAGGACCUCUUUGUCCCCUGGAAGCAUGAUGCUUUAGGAAUGAAGCUUUUCAUUCAUCCCCUCGCCUUGGCGUCCUGUGGAGUCUGACCCUGCAGCCAGUCGGUCUGUCAGUGAGCCAGAAGAGCACCCUUCCUGAUCUUUACUGUUGUAUGCAAAAACUCAGCUUCCUCACCAGACAGUGGGGAGUGGAAUUAAAACAUUCCAUGACAGCGUGAGUAGGAUUUAGACACCAUUUUUUUCUUUUUUGGCCAUCUUGAGCAAUCUGCACGUGGCCGCCUGAUCAGAAGCUAAGUUUCUAGGACUCUUGGGGGUAUCAGCUGUAUGGUACAGCAGCAGCCCAAUCCCUUCACCUUCUGUGCAAGGACUUACUUAUUCCUCAGUGCACUUCUUUCUGGAGGCCAUUUCUCCCAGAGAUACUUUGACUUCGUAUGUUGGUGUUUUAAAGAUGAUUUUACAAGAUAACAGAUAAAGUUUCAGCAGAUGACACUUUUGGCCAUGCCUCAGAAUUAUUUUCAGGGCAAGCCAGAAUCCAGUAAGUGGUUUACUUCUGGAUGUUUGGAAGGAAACAGAGAUAAAGCUCCCGAUGAAUUGUCUAUCCUGGCUUUUUCUUGGGGAGGAAACCCCCUUAGGGUACCAUUUGAGUGAGAUGGUUCUUAAAAUCUUAGCGAGUGUUUGUAUUUUUCUCUCUAUGAAGAAACCAUGCAUGUUUCUUUAUUUCAGGGGACAGUACAUCUUAAGACAAAUGACAUCUUCCUCCAAAUUCCAGCAGGACACAUGCAUCGUCAUGGUUCUGCCUUCUUUAUAGUGUGGCUUCCUGAGCUCACCACUUCCUCAUUCUGUUUAAAUAGCUACCACAUUCUCAAGGGCACAGUUGUAGGGAAACUGGCUUGUAGGUAUUGGGCUUCCAAGCUUAGAGUUUUGCUUUUCCACCUCUGUUAUCUAUCGCUGUGUAACUACCCCUGAACUUGCAGUCUCACAAGAGCAAAUAUCAUCUAUCCAUUUCUGUGGGUUAGUAAUUCAGAAGCAGCUUGGCAUCGUGGUUCUGGCACAGCAGUCUCAAAGUUGCAGUCAAGCUGUUGGCGGGGACUACAGUCAGUCCCCUUCUAAGUUCUCGGUGUGGUUGUUGGCAGGAUGCCUCAGUUUCUCCCCCUGUGGGUCUCUGCGUAGGGCACUGUGAGUGUCCACACACUGUGGCAGCUGGCUUCCCCUGAGAUCUGGGGGUGGGGGGGACGAGGGAGAAUUUGCAAUGCCUUUUAUUGACAGUCUGAAAGUACGCACCUUUACUUCCUUACUCUAUUCCUUAGAAGCAAGCCACUAAGCCCAGCCUGCACUCAAGGGCAGAAUUAGGCCCCACCUACUGAAUGGAGCAGUAUCAAAGAAUUUGUGGGUACCACUUCAUCCCUAACAGGAUGAAACCAAGCCCAUGGUGGUGGGGGUUAGGUUUAAACUAGAUAUAUUGAGAGAUAUGUUGCUACUGGAAACAGUACUCGAAGAUGUGUGUCCCCAAACUGGGAUGGAAGAUAGACUUUCCUGAAAGCUCCUUGCUGAUUUUGAGAGGAGUGGCUGGAUACGGCAGUUCGCGGAACAUAAUGCCUGUACACUGGCCUAACUGCCAGCAUCCCAUAGAUGCUGCUUUGUAAGUUCUAGCCUUGGCAGCUCUAAGACUCAGUACCACUUACUUGCUAUCCCUCCCGGCCAGGAAUUGACAAAGGGAACUGGAUCCACUAAAGUUGACUUCAUUGUAGCCCAGCAAAGGGUGUGAACCUGAAUUAGAUGUUGAGUUACUGAGUUGAAGAGAAGCCAUACAGAAACUUGUCUUGAGUGGAUUUACAUUCUGCCUCUUCACAGCACUUUCUUAUCUGUAGCCCUGUUUGCUUUAGAGUUCAGGUUCAGGGUGAAAGAGGUGGCAGCAUCUGGACCACAUCUGCCAGAGUUGAUGCUUGACACCCGUUCUUCGGCUGCCCCAGCCGAAACCGUCUUGGGUCAGGUUUCACCCGAGAAACGACUCGUCAGAGUGGGGACACCUGGGAUUAGAAGUGUCUGCGCUUCGUUGUUCCCUUAAGUCCAGUGUGCAGGGCACCUGUGCACCCUCUUAGUCCCGGGCUUCCUGAUGGAUGCGGGUUUUUAGGAAUCCCAGUCCUGUCUUCACCCUUGAGAGAGACUUGGGGGAGGCUCAUCAGGUCGGCACGUUCUCGGUGAGUGUCUGCUGCGUGUCUGUGGCUCCCACACCCAGCCAGGUCUGUGGGGAUGUCGGACGUCUCCAACGUGCAGGUCCUUGCACGGUUUACACUCCGCCUCUCACCAGCACUGUCUUCUCUGUAGCCCUGCUUGCUUUAGAGUAGACUCGAAUAAAAACAUCGCUACUGAGGCAACUAUGAGAAGAAGCUGUUUCUUCCGGAAGUAAGGAACUCAUCUUUAAAGCACCUUCAAAUGAGUCUUGCUUUUCCUCCUGAGUGUGAGGCAGAGUCAACAUAGACGGUGUUUUAUUUUUGCCGCUCGAGUUACCAACUCUUUGGGAUUGUUAGUGCUUCCCUUCCCAGUUCAGACAUUUCCAUUGAAACGCAGCCUGCUAAAUUGUGUAGGUUUCACCCCCAGAGCCCAACACUCAGCCAAUAUGUACUGAGCGCCUGCUUGACUCAAGACCACUAGUGUAAGGGGCUCAUUGUAUCGACAGCAAUAUCGCAGAAACCGCCUUUUUCCCUUCUCCCAUCUUGGAUCCUCAGUGGGGGUAUUGAGCGUUGUGGCUGCUCAAGCCAAGCCCUCGGCCCUUUGCAGUUUCCUUUGAAGAGGAGGCCCAGUGCCUUUAUGUGAGUCAGAGCUUCCCCUCUUGGCAUGUUUCUGGCCUACAUGCAUACAGGCAGCUAUUUAUUAAUCUGCGAAACCCAAUCAGCCGCCCGUGACCUCGGGCAUGGGGCACUAGUUGUUCUAAAGAAGCAUUGUGUCUUUGGGAGGGCAGUUUCUGCCACCGGGCAGGGGACGUGGGGACCACACCUACUACGCCGCCCCUCCAGGUUCUUUACCUCUCAGCUUUUAAUAAAAGAAGAAAUCCUGUUCUGAGGCGUUGGGUCUCAGUUCUUUAGAAUGCCUGUACCCCAGGGGCAUUUUGUGAUCUAGCAGCGACUUUCCAGUUCAGUACUGGAGUUUCCUUGAGGCUAGGCCACAAACAUUUUUUUAUUGAAGACUAAAGAUGAUGGAUGCGUAUUUUUUCAAACAAUCAUUCAUGUCACUUUUCUCACACUCUAGAAUUCUAUUUACAUUUGGGUUAGUCUUGGCAGUUGAGGCUUUUCAAGGCCCUGUUUGGAUGGAUGGUUGGCCGGCGGUUUCUCUCUGCUGAAUCUCUGGGUGCGGCCCUCGCAGACCACACUGUGUGGGUGCCUGAUGGAAAAAUACUCUCCAGACAAAAACAUAUUCUGGGGGUACUUGAACCCUAACCCUGCCGCCUUUCAAUCAGUGAGAGGUGCUGUAAUGCCCAAUAAUCAUUGGGCCACUUUGAAAUUUGCAAAGGGAGCUCUUGUCAGUUCUUAAAACCAGAAUUCCUGGACACUUAAAACUUAAGAGAAUUCUGUGAAUCUAGCACCGAAUAUCCGUUUUUUCCCCACUAUAAUCCUUUCCUUCUUAAUUGUAAAAGGGGCAGGGGGCAAAAACCCAGUCCCGGCCAAGGGUAAUUUUCCCUUGAAACCAGGAGAGUGGGGAGGAACCCUGUGGAGACGAGGGGCGAGUUGUGCAGUGGGCCCGUGCAGUUCCUGCACCUGAGGGUGGGGCCCGUCUCCACUGCGGUGGCGAGACCCUGCUACCCAGGGGUGAACCUUAGAGAAUGUGGCUUGGAGGGUCCAGUUGGACACUCACAUGUUCAGAUGUCCAUUUUAAUCAUCUUUAAAAUAUUUUAUAUGUUAAAAAAAGCCCUUCUUGGUCUUAGCAACACCAGUGGCCCAGUUCCAGCCAUUCUGAAUGGAAAAGUGGAGACUGCCAGUUCUUUCUGCCAUCUUCCCUUCAUCCCAACCCUUCCCAUCCACUUCACUGUCCUGGAUGGAUGGCAGAGGGCACCAUGUAGCCCCGAGGCAGUCCUGUGUAAUUCUGUGACUAGUUGUUUCGGGGUUUUUGUUUGUUUUGUUUUUGCCUAACUGUCCUGAACCAGCGGGUGUUUGGAAAUUAGGGGAAAAAAAUAAAUUCUCACCCAUGGUUGCUGUUACAGUUAAAUCAAUAAAGAUCUUGAAUAUUAA
Molecule: messenger RNA, 6994 nt
Organism: Artibeus jamaicensis (Jamaican fruit-eating bat)
Lineage: Eukaryota; Metazoa; Chordata; Mammalia; Chiroptera; Phyllostomidae
Gene: EIF4EBP2
Product: eukaryotic translation initiation factor 4E binding protein 2
Exons: 3
Coding region: 300-662 (120 amino acids)
Biological process (GO): negative regulation of translational initiation
Cellular component (GO): cytoplasm
Molecular function (GO): eukaryotic initiation factor 4E binding
Source: RefSeq, a predicted model, not a curated record